Colletotrichum acutatum is the source of this 2936-nucleotide messenger RNA. RefSeq names its product metallopeptidase MepB. Gene Ontology annotation, molecular function: metalloendopeptidase activity. Gene Ontology annotation, biological process: proteolysis; peptide metabolic process. The coding region runs from base 463 to 2727 and encodes 754 amino acids. Gene Ontology annotation, cellular component: mitochondrial intermembrane space. The transcript is spliced from 3 exons. The record is from RefSeq and is a predicted model, not a curated record. Lineage: Eukaryota; Fungi; Ascomycota; Sordariomycetes; Glomerellales; Glomerellaceae.
GCUAUCUUUUAAGUGCUGCCUACGAGAUUCAGAUCAUGUCACUACCUUGAUAAUAUUGGAUGCCUAGCGAUGUGUGGUGUUUUGAAACUGCAUUCAACUGAGUAUUCAUCCAAUCUUUGGUCAACAUCGUGAUGGCACCGGGUCUCUGCCCAAGGCAUCUACGAAACUUUACUCUGUCAGAUCCUUUCGAGGUCCAACAGUCUCGCCGCUGAAGAUAGCUGACCAGCCGGCGACCCGCCUACGCCUCGCAUACCAUCCCUGUACCAACGCAAUCGCAAAAGUUGAAACCAACAAGUGGGUGAUGCCCCGCCAAACCAGCAAAACCGCUGCCUAAACACCACAGACUCAAAAGAUCACGAUAUCCCGCUCUUGGCAUCAGGUUCCUACACCUCAGGCUUCACGCCACUCCCUCGCCAUCAAUUGCCAAUCCAAACCUCCUCCAAAUCUCAACUCAUCACCACAAUGGCCCCCUCCCCUCCCCGCAACCCCCCACAAUCACCCCCUAUCUUCACAACAACCCCAUCCCAAAUCCUCACCACAAUCAACACCCUCAUCUCAACCCACCGCGCAGCCCAAACCUCCAUCCCAUCAACAAUCUCACCCCAGGACGCAACCUACGCAAACAGCCUCUUGCCCCUAGCUCACGCCGAAAACGCCCUCUACUCCAAAUCCUCCCUCCUCCUCUUCCACAACGCAGUAUCCCCAGACCAAGAAACCCGCUCCGCCUCCUCCCAAGCCCGGUCUCUCCUCCGCGACGCAGAGCUCGAAGCCGCCAACAACGAAGCGCUCUUCAAGCUCGUCGACACAGUCUACAACGACGCCGCCGAAACGCGCUACUUAAACCCGGAAGCGAGGAACUAUCUCCACAAGAAACAUGGCGAAUUCGUCAAAAAUGGUCUCCGGAUCCCUGCUGGCUCGGAACGGGACCACUUCCGCGCAAUCCGUGCCGAGAUCGAGACAUUGACGGCAGACUUCUCAAAGAACCUCGCAGAGGCAGAUGUCUCGGUAUGGUUCACCCCGCGGGAACUAGACGGCUUCCCGCCCGACGCCCUCGCACGCCUCGAAGAAGGGGACGACGAAAACCCCGAGACGGCAGGAAAACUACGGGUCAAGAUCCCGCUCCACCUCUCCCACCUCCUCCGCACCGCCCACCGGCCCAACACACGCCGCCGCGCCCGGUUGGCCUACGACACCCGCUGCCACGAAAACAUCACCAUCUUCCGUCGCGUCGUCCUCCUCCGCCACGAAGCUGCCCGUCUGCUGGGGUACCCCGACCACGCGACCCUCAGUACGGUGGAGAAAAUGGCCGGGUCCCCGGCUGGCGUCACCUCUUUCCUCUCCUCUCUACGCGAGAAGCUAGUCCAGGGCGGACAAGCGGAAAAGGAACGGUUGCUAAAGCUCAAGAGGCAUGAUGUCGAGGAGGAGAGGGGCGAGAUUUAUGAUGGGAGGUUGUAUACGUGGGACACGGCGUAUUAUACGAACCUGUUGAUGAAGGAGUGGUAUGCUGUUGAUCAGGAGCGGAUCGCAGAGUACUUCCCGCUCGAGCAGACCGUGGAGGGCAUGCUGGGCAUCUUUGAGAGGCUUUUUGGGAUGGAGUUUUGCGAAGUUAUUGGCGGGGAGGCGAGGGAUGCCUUGUCAAGUACGGGGAAGGGGGAGGAUAUCGUCUGGCAUGAGGAUGUGCGACUAUUCUCUGCGUGGGAUUCUGCUGGUGAAGGGGGUGGGUUCCUGGGGUAUCUCUACCUCGAUCUCUAUCAUCGGAAUGGGAAGUACGGGAACCCCGCGAACUUCAGUCUCGUACCCGGCUUCACAAACCCAGAUCAAACCCGCACAUACCCCUCUACAGCCCUCCUCUGCUCCUUCCCGCCUCCUUCUUCCCCGUCCUUCCCAACCCUCCUCCGCCACGCCGACGUCGUAACCCUCUUCCACGAACUAGGCCACGCAAUCCACGACCUCGUCUCCCGCACCUCCUUCGCGCGCUUCCAUGGACCCAUGGGCACCGUCGUCGACUUCGGCGAGGCGCCCUCCCAAAUGCUCGAGAACUGGUGCUGGAUCGCGGAGCAGCUGCGGAAGCUUGGGCGGCAUUACUCGUAUCUUUCUGAGGAGUGUCUGCGGGAUUGGCGGGGGAAGCAGGUUGCCAGGGGCGUAGUAGGAGAAGCAGAGGAAGAAGGAGGAGAAGGACUACAACAGCCGCCGGAACGGAUCCUAGAGUCCGUCGUCGAGGGCCUCGUUGCCGCGAAGCCCGUAGGUCAGGGACUUGGAACGCUACAGCAGCUUUUUAUUAGUGUUUUCGAUAUGGCUGUGCAUCAGUUGCCUGCGGCCACCAUCACGCAAGAGGAUCUAGCUGCUACCCCUGCUAUGGAGGGAGAAGCCGCCGUGGACUUCACGACGCUCUGGAAUAAUCUCCGACGAGAAAUUGUUCCCACAGACGAUCCGCCUCUUCUGUCAGGCGACGACGCUAACUGGGGCCACGGAUAUACUAACAUCGGACAUCUGAUGGACGAGUACGAUGCCGGGUUUUACGGGUACUUUUUCUCAAAAGUCUACGCCCAAGACAUCUUCUCCACCAUUUUCGAGGCGGACCCCAUGAGCGCGGAAGCAGGGCGCAAGUAUAGGUACGGCGUGCUGGAGAAGGGGGGCGGACAGCCCGAGAUGACGACCUUGUUGGAGUUCCUCGGUCGCGAGGUGCAGAUGAAACCAUUCUAUGAGGAACUGGGAUGGUCGGCGUGAAUUUUGCCCCAUUUGCGUCCGGGGAAGCGAUGGUUGCAUCACAUCGCGAACCUUGUAGGUCUUUGCCAGGAUACCUAGGAUACUACCUUAUAUACCAGCGACACGAGCCGCUUCGGACGGAUUAGAAUCACAUAUCAGGUCUAGAGAUUUGUGUGAUUACAGUGGGGGAAACAAACAAUCGCCCUAGGAAGAAGCUAAUCAAUUGGAAA